AUGGCUCAACAACCAGAAUCGCCCAGAUUAUCUUUACCCGAAAAUCAAGCUACGAUUCAGAAUCAUAGAAUUCAGCGAGAGGUUGAUAAUAUUAGACGGUAUUUUCAAAGCCCAACUACAAUAACACCUACAUUAAAUGAUAUUGUAAAUUAUCUUAACAUAUUCUCUGAUGCUGGUAAUAGGCUUGAACGAUUGGUACUAGAAAUAUACCCACGGGCAAAUGCUCGUGCAAUUAAUGCUGAAAACCGAGUAGCAGAUUUGCAAACCCAGCUAACAAAUUUGCAAACCCAGUUAGCUAAUUCACAAACCCAGUUAGACACACUUCAAAAUGACUAUGAUCUUCUUCAUCAGGCUUAUGAGGCCCACAGAAUGCAACAUAGUAUAUUUAAAUCUCAAGAACUUGAUGGUCGAAUUACAAUCCGUAUGCAAAAAAGACAAAUAUCAAAAUUGCUUCUAGAAAAAUUUACAUUGAGAUUCAAGAAUAGACGAAUCCAACGGCAACUACAAGAAUGUGAAUAUGAUGAGGAUAUUGAUAUUUUUAUUAGUCGAUUAUCGUCAUAUUUAGCUGGCACUGGUAUAGACCCAGUUGCCAAUCGGGAUCAAGCAUUUGGUAUUCUUAGAGGGUGUCUACAUGGGCGAGCAUUAGAAUGGUUUGAUCGAAAAAUUCUUGAUAAACAAUGGGAACUUCACAAUAUUUUUGCAAAUCAUGGCCAGGCUGGUAUGGGUGCUCUUCGGGAACGCACUAUGGCACAGAUGAAUACUAGUUUGUCUCCAGACUUGGAGGAUGAUGCUAAACGCAUUGGUACUGAGCAACCAUUAGCUGAUCUUUUUAAAAUUUUAGAGCGAAUUGAAAUGCGAAGAGCAGAGAAAAAAUUAAGAUUAGUUAAUAAAAUACCCAGUCUACCAUCACAACCAUUGCAGAUACCUCAACCUUAUUAUGGACCACAACCUCCUGGCACAUAUCAAAAAAUGCAAGAUAUAUUAAUAGACAGAUUUGUACAAUGGAUUACUGGGGAGGUUUCAGAAUUUGUUCCUAUCUCCAAGCCUGAUUUGCCUCCAAAACCAGGCUGUUAA
This is a messenger RNA of Ambispora leptoticha, 1074 nucleotides long. NCBI's taxonomy places the organism in Eukaryota, Fungi, Glomeromycota, Glomeromycetes, Archaeosporales, Ambisporaceae. The record is from the annotation of a GenBank genome assembly.